Fulvia fulva is the source of this 1854-nucleotide messenger RNA. RefSeq names its product Dehydrogenase citC. Gene Ontology annotation, molecular function: flavin adenine dinucleotide binding; oxidoreductase activity, acting on CH-OH group of donors. The record is from RefSeq and is a predicted model, not a curated record. The transcript has 4 exons. Bases 1 to 1854 code for a protein of 617 amino acids. Lineage: Eukaryota; Fungi; Ascomycota; Dothideomycetes; Mycosphaerellales; Mycosphaerellaceae.
AUGAUCGGAAGCACGAACGGCUCCAAGUCUGCCUUGUGCACUGUGGAAGAAUUCACAGCGGAGACCUUCGACUAUAUCGUUAUUGGAGGAGGAACGUCUGGCCUUGUCGUCGCUGCGAGGUUGACGGAAAACCCGAACGUCAAGGUCGGCGUGCUUGAAGCUGGAAAAAACUUGAUGGACGACCCCCAAAUCAGCACACCAGGUCUCUACCCAACCCUCAUCGGCCGCGAGAAAUAUGACUGGUGCUACCAAAGCGAACUCGUCCCCACAGCCGGCAACAAAACCUACUCAAUGCCCCGCGGGCGCUGCCUCGGUGGCUCCUCCGCCAUAAACUACCUCAUGUACGUCCGUGGCUCGCGCGGCGACUACAACGGCUGGGCCUCUCUCGGCAACGACGGCUGGGACUGGGACUCGAUGCUCCCCUACUUCAAAAAGCAUCAAACGCUCGACCCGGCCGAAAACGGCGAGCAUCCCGACAAGCAGUUCAUGCCGACCGGUGCGAAGGAGAAGUUUCAUGGGAGUAGCGGCCCGAUUCAUACGAGUUUUAAUGAUUAUUAUGAGCCUUUCGAGUAUGAUUUUUGCGAGGCGGCGUAUGAGGUUGGGGGAGGGGAGAGGACGCUGGUUGAUGCGUGGGGUGGGGAUCAUAUGGGGUUCUAUUCGAGUCUGGCGGCGGUGAAUAGAUCCGAUGAUCCUGGGAAGAGGAGUUAUAGUGCUACGGGAUAUUUGAGGCCGAACCUUGGAAGGGGCAAUUUGAAGGUGCUGUGUGAGGCGCAUGUGAGUAAGGUUUUGCUGGAUGGGAAUACGGCCAAGGGGGUUGAGUUUAUCUAUGGACGGCAGAAGCUGCAGGUUAAGGUUUCGAAGGAGGUCAUUUUGUCGGGUGGUGUUAUUGCCAGUCCGCAGAUUUUGGAGUUGAGUGGUAUCGGUGAUCCAGAGGUGCUGAAGGCUGCGGGUGUGGAAUGUGUUGUGCAGAACGACCGUGUCGGGGCGAACUUCCAGGAUCACGUUCUCGGCGGUAUGCUCUACGACCUCAAACCAGGGACCCAAUCCCUCGACUCCAUGCACGGCGCCGAAUACGCCGCACAACAACAAGCGCUCUACGAGAAGACCAACAACGGUCCAUUAGGCUCGCCAGGAAUGCUCAUGGGUUUUGUGUCCUACGCCUCUCUCGUCGAUAAGGAGACUUUGGACAACACCAUCAAGGAGAUCCGCGCCAACUCCCUGGCCAAGACCGAUUUCGAGAAGCGUCAGGAAGAUGUCAUCGUCAAGCAACUCUCUGACCCUACCUUCGCCAACAUUCAGACCUUCUGCAUCGGCUGCCAACUUGAUGUCAGCAAGGGCGAGAGUCAGAUCGAGUUCUUCGGUGCACCACCGGAGGGGCAAACUCGCGUUUCGCUUCUGGUCUGUUUGGAGCAUCCUAUGUCACGAGGUACGGUGCAUAUCACGAGUUCAGAUCCUUUGAAGCAUCCCAAGAUCGAUCCAGGGUACUUCCGCAACCCUGCAGAUGCCAAAAUCAUGUCCGAGGGCAUCAAGUGGAUGGACAAGGUCGCAAAGAAGCCAGUAAUGGCCAAGAGUCUCGCUGAUCGCGUCCUUCCACCACAGGAUGCCAGUAUCGAGACUGAGGAGGAUCGUGUGGAGUUUGUGAAGAAACACAUCUCGACUCAAUACCAUCUGAUCGGUACCUGCACAAUGGGUGAGGUCGUCGAUAACCAGUUGAAGGUCAAGGGCGUCAAGAACCUUCGAGUGAUCGAUGCCUCUGUCUUUCCAGGCCAUGUCUCUGGCAACAUUAUGUCGACGACUUAUGCGGUCGCUGAGAAGGGUGCCGACAUGAUUAAGGCUGAUGAUGGACGGUACUAG